CGACGAACAACCAUAACAUUCAAUUGCCGUUUCCGAUACCUAGCUACGAUCUGAGUGACACCGAUUCUGAAGAUGAAGACAUCUUCGAUCGUCAGACGGUGGUAAUCGACAUUAAUGAUCGAAACGAAGAUUUGGAGCUUGAAAUCCCCAAUGGAUUUUUUACUGAAGAGCGGGAAGAGUGAUGUAAUAUGUACAAAGCGAAUAAUAGUACAUUGCAAAUAAACGUAAUGAAAAACUUAUUUUAUACACAUUUCAUGUCCAGCUCCUAUUUUAGAAUGUGAACUUUUUUUUCGAUUUCAUAUUUCAUGCCAACUUUUUCAAGGUCACUUUUUUUUGGAGUGUCACGUUUCAUUUUCAAGGUCAGCUCGGUUUUUGGCUCAAAUUUCAUUUGGUGUCAAAUUACAUUUUGAAGGUUAACUUUUUUUCGGGCUCAUAUUUCAUUCCCAACGGAAAUGGAAAUGAUUACCUAGAUCUAAGUCACACAAUGCUCUACGUUACGGCGAAAAUUGUAAAACAAGAUGACACGCACUUGGGUGCUGACGAUGUGGUAGCUCCUGUUAACAAUUGGCUGCAUACAUUGUAUAGUCAAGUGGAAGUAUGCUUGAAUCAGAAAUUAGUGUCACCACCAAGCAAUACUUAUGCGUAUCGUGCAUACAUUGAAACUCUGUUAAAUUAUGGCUCUGAAGCUAAAACAACUCAUCUGGGGUGUUCCUUAUGGCAUAACGAUACUCCAAAGCAAAUGGAUACAUUAACAGCUGAUAACAAAGGUUUCGCUAUUCGUCAAAAUACCACAAAGCUCGGUAAAAUGGUGGAAAUGGUUGGUCAUGUGCACGCGGACUUAUUUAAUCAAGAAAAGUUUCUCAUGAAUGGAGUUGAAAUGAAAGUAAAAUUUGUUCGAACAAGAGACACCUUUAGUUUAAUGGCUGCUACUGGUUCAACAUACAAAGUGAAAAUUGUGGAUGCCAGUUUACUGGUUAGAAGAAUGAAGAUUAAUCCUGUAGUUCUUCUUGCGCACACAAAAGCAUUAGAAACCACUGCAGCCAAAUAUCCUAUUACUAGAUCGGAUGUGAAGGUGCUAACGAUUCCCGCAGGUGUGCAACGCAAAUCAUUGGAUAAUGUCUUCCUUGGACAACUACCAAAACGCUGCAUAAUUGGUUUUGUGUCGAAUAGAGCGUUUAACGGAGAAUACGCUUCCAAUCCCUUCAACUUUCAUCAUUACAAGAUUAAUUAUAUGUCUCUGUACAUUGAUGGGCAGCAAAUUCCAUCAAAACCGUUACAACCAGAUUUCACUCAAGAAGGAUUAUACGUAAGGGCCUACCACACUUUAUUUUCUGGAACUGGAAUACAUUUUUUGAACGAAGGAAAUAACGUAUCACGUUUAGACUAUCCGCACGGAUACUGCCUAAUGACUUUCGAUUUAACGCCGGAUUUAUCCGCAAACGCCACAACUCAUUGGAACUUGGUAAAGAACGGUUCUCUUCGUAUCGAAGUUGGUUUCCAAGACGCUCUGACUGAGACGGUGAAUUGUCUCGUGUACGCAGAAUUUGACAACGUUAUUGAAAUUGAUAAACAUCGAAAUGUCAUCGCAGACUUUAACAUUUAAAAAAGUUUCUUUUGACGAGUCCCGGAAUACAGUGCGUCACAUAAUUGCAUGGCCACAUGCUCAUCAUCAAGCUAGAAAAGGACCUUGGAUGCAGUACGCAAGAGAUGCCGCACGUUUCCAAAGACGCAUUCAUCAACUUGAUUACAUCAUUUCCCCUGUGUUGGAAAAAAAGCUACUGCGCAGCGCAUGACAGAAGGGAUAAAAUUAUAAUACUUUAUUACGGAUCCUCAGUUUAUUAGAAAAUGUUUCAUGUGAUGGAUGCCUACGUUGAUUUUCAAGGAUUCCGCGGAAGCUUAAAGGAAUUCAUUCCGAAAGAAAUAUCUAUCGUUUCGUCGGAGGGGCCCAGUUGCACAACUUUACUUAUGAAGCCGCCCGCCAAUUAUACUGUAACCUCAUCGAUGAAAAAAGAAAUCAAAUUCUUAGAAGACUGUUAUCAUGGCUUGAAAUGGAAUUCCGGGUACAUUAGAUACGAGGACCUUGAAGAAGAACUACGUACGUUACUUCAGCCCUUCAAUAGAAUAUACGUAAAAGGAGUGGAGAAGCAAUACCUACUGAAUUUCCUUGACAAGUUUGUAAUUAAUUUAGAAGACGUGGGAUGCCCUUCGCUAAAGAAGUUAAAGAAAAGUCAUAGCGGUGUAAGGUGCCUCAAUCAUGCGGAGAACACGCUUAUGUGCGCUCAAGAAAAUGCCUUAAUAUUACACGAGUGGGCACAAAUUGAUUCAACAAAUGAAUACCCUAGAACUUCAACGAGCGUUGAAUCUGAUUCAGAAGAAGGCUGCGCGUGCUGUUUUCGCAUCAGAUGAACUUAUACGAGCAAGUGUACGUCGGCCAUUUGCUGCAAUUGUCAAUACAGAUGUUUCAACACGCACAGGGCAACACUGGAACGGAAUUUACAUAGAUGAAGAUGGAAAUGGAGAAUAUUUCGAUUCAUUCGGACGACCACCUACCGGAUUACAUUUAAAAUUUUUGAAAAAACACGCCCGGAAAUUCACCUUUAAUUCGCGCGUGUUGCAGCAUCCUUUAUCAACUUAUUGUGGACAAUAUUGUUUAAUGUAUUUAGUUUUUAAGUUUAAUAAUUUAUCACUUAAGGAAUUUGUAGAUAUGUUUAAUAAUGAUUUAGAAUGUAACGAUGAUAUAAUUGAUUUAUUGUAUAAUAUGACUUUUUAUAAGGUGAAUCUAAUUGAUUAAUAAAAGUCUAAAUGUA
Molecule: messenger RNA, 2807 nt
Organism: Photinus pyralis (common eastern firefly)
Lineage: Eukaryota; Metazoa; Arthropoda; Insecta; Coleoptera; Lampyridae
Exons: 2
Coding region: 485-1603 (372 amino acids)
Biological process (GO): deoxyribonucleotide biosynthetic process
Cellular component (GO): cytosol
Molecular function (GO): ribonucleoside-diphosphate reductase activity, thioredoxin disulfide as acceptor
Source: RefSeq, a predicted model, not a curated record